AUUUUUCAAAGUGAAUUUUAUCAAAAUCGAUAUAAUUGUCUUCAUGUGAGUGAAUAUCAAAGUUUUACUAUUUUUCAACACAAAAUAAACAUUAUAUACACAAAGUAAGCAUACCCAUUUUAAGUGGGUAUGCUCCUGUUGGAAAUAAGAUGCAAAUAUUAUCAAUUUAACUUAUUAUACUCCCCAGUUAGAAACCUUGGGAAGGGCUCUGAUACAGGUCAUUGGUGGUGCAUUUGUCUGCACGUAUGGAAAGCCCUGCUUUCAAUCUCACACCGUCUCAAAACUAUCAACAGAGAAAGGAUCAACGUAAUUAAAAUAAUUCAACAGAAAGAUGCACUUGCUGAGAUAUUGUAGUGGGUGCAGUACCCUUCUUCCGACUCUGAGCGCCGCUGUUCACCUACAAGGAGCAAAACUCCGCCAGAGCUCAGUUGGGAUUCUCUGGGUCCAAAAGCCUCACACUUCAAACAAACUGGUUCCUGAGCUGCAACGAAAAUCACCCCGGAAUUUAAUGCCCUCCAGCUGCAGGAGACUCCUGAGGCCACAGAAGAAAAGAACCAGGUUAAACACCCAGAGGAUCGGGGAGAGCUUUAAGAGAAUUCCGUGCUCAGAAGACAAUGGCUGUUCAAAGGAAUCUCUCAGGGCGCACCAAAUUGGUCCUCCUUUUCCUGUGGAUUCCCUGGGAGUCCGCAGCCCGGCAGAUCCGCUACUCGGUUCCUGAGGAACUAGAGAAAGGCUCUUUUGUAGGUAACAUCUCCAAGGAUCUGGGCCUGGAACCCCGCGAGCUGGCGGAGCGCCGGGUCCGCAUCGUCUCCAGAGGUAGGUCGCAGCUUUUCUCUCUGAACCCGCGAGGCGGCAGUUUGGUCACCGCAGGCAGGAUAGACCGGGAGGAACUGUGCGCCCAGAGCGCGCCAUGUCUUGUGAGCUUUAACAUCCUUGUGGAAGAUAGAGUGAGACUUUUCGGGAUAGAGAUAGAGGUAACAGAUGUCAAUGACAAUGCCCCAAAAUUCCAAGCAGAAACUCUAGAUGUAAAAAUUAAUGAAAAUGUCGCUUCAGGGAUGCGCUUUCCUCUUCCGGAAGCUAUUGAUCCGGAUGUGGGCGUGAACUCUCUGCAGAGUUACAAGCUCAGCCCCAAUAAGCACUUCUCUCUUGGCGUUCAGAGCCGUGCUAAUGGCGUCAAGUACCCAGAGCUAGUGCUGGAGCACUCCCUAGAUCGUGAGGAAGAAGCGAUUCACCACCUGGUCCUCGUGGCCUCUGACGGGGGUAACCCUCCCAGAUCAGGCACUGUCCUCAUCACUGUGACUGUCUUUGAUGCAAAUGACAAUGCUCCAGUCUUCACCUUGCCCGAAUACCGGGUGAAUAUUCCAGAGAACUUGCCUGUGGGCACUCAGCUGCUAAAGGUAACCGCCACUGACAAAGACGAAGGCGCCAAUGGAGAGGUGACAUACUCGUUCCGAAAGUCACUGGACACAAAAUUGUUGAAAUUCCAACUAGACAAAAAUACUGGGGAAAUAAAAAUAUCUGAAAAUCUAGACUAUGAAGAAAUGGGUUUCUAUGAAAUAGAAAUCCAAGCUGAAGACGGUGGGGCCUAUCUGGCGACUGCAAAAGUGUUGAUUACAGUAGAGGAUGUAAAUGACAAUGAUCCAGAGGUCACCAUCACAUCUCUCUUUAGCCCAGUGACUGAAGACUCGCCUGUGGGCACUGUCAUAGCCCUUUUAAACGUGCACGACUUAGACUCUGGGCAGAAUGGAGAGGUAACCUGUUCCAUCUCAGGGAGCCUGCCUUUUAAAUUAGAAAAGUCCAUUGACAGUUACUAUAGACUAGUGACACAAAGAGCCCUUGAUAGGGAACAGGUGCCCUCUUACAACAUCACAGUGACGGCCACUGAUGGGGGAAACCCACCUUUGUCAACCCAGGCUCACUUCACUCUGCAAGUGGCAGAUAUCAACGACAACCCGCCUACCUUCCCUCGCACAUCCUACUCUACCUCCGUCCCAGAGAACAACCCCAGAGGUGCCUCCAUCUUCUCAGUGACUGCCCUGGAUCCAGACAGCAGAGAGAAUGCCCAAAUCGUUUACUCUCUGGCUGAAGACACCGUUGAGGGGGCACCACUCUCUUCCUACAUAUCCAUCAACUCAGACACUGGCAUCCUGUAUGCGCUCUGGUCCUUUGACUAUGAGCAGUUUCGUGAACUGCAGGUGCAGGUGACUGCUAGUGACAGCGGGAAGCCUCCCCUCCACAGUAAUGUGUCAUUGACCCUGUACGUGCUGGAUCAGAAUGACAACUCUCCAGAAAUCUUGUACCCCACCAUACCCACUGAUGGCUCCACUGGAGUAGAGCUUGCUCCCCGCUCAGCAGAACUGGGCUAUCUGGUGACGAAGGUGGUGGCAGUGGACAGAGACUCGGGACAGAACGCCUGGCUGUCCUAUCGCCUACUCAAGGCCAGCGAACCAGGUCUCUUCUCGGUGGGACUGCACACAGGUGAGGUGCGCACAGCACGGGCCUUGCUAGACAGAGAUGCUCUCAAGCAGAGUCUCGUAGUGGCUGUGCAGGACCAUGGCCAGCCUCCGCUCUCUUCAACAGUCACUCUGACUAUCGCAGUAGCUGACAGCAUCCCUGAGGUUCUAGCAGAUUUGGGCAACCUAGAGCCACUUCCGGACUCUGAAGCCUCAAGCCUCACACUCUACCUAGUAGUGGCGGUGGCAGCGGUCUCCUGCGUUUUUCUUGCCUUUGUCAUUGUGUUGUUAGCACUCAAACUUCGUCGCUGGCACAAGUCUCACGUGCUGCGGUCUUCAGGAGACGGAUUGGCUGGCCUGCCCGCCUCUCACUAUGUGGGCGUGGAUGGGGUGCGCGCUUUCUUGCAAACCUAUUCGCACGAGGUCUCCCUCACUGCUGAUUCGCGGAAGAGUCACCUGAUCUUCCCGCAGCCCAACUACGCAGACACGCUCAUUAGCCAGGAGAGCUGUGAGAAAAAAGAUCCUUUGUCUUUGUUAGACGAUUCGAAGUGCCCUGUCGAAGUGCCAGAACAGAAGCUGAACAUGAUGAGGACAUUGUCCUCUUUAAUGGUGAAGAAAACUCAGCGGAAACCGGAAGUGCUGGGGCGGGGCUCUAGAAUAACCUAA
Messenger RNA from Acomys russatus (golden spiny mouse), 3119 nucleotides. Its product is annotated as protocadherin gamma-A10-like. The transcript is spliced from 2 exons. Gene Ontology annotation, biological process: homophilic cell-cell adhesion. Gene Ontology annotation, cellular component: plasma membrane. The coding region runs from base 615 to 3119 and encodes 834 amino acids. The record is from RefSeq and is a predicted model, not a curated record. NCBI's taxonomy places the organism in Eukaryota, Metazoa, Chordata, Mammalia, Rodentia, Muridae. Gene Ontology annotation, molecular function: calcium ion binding.